Molecule: messenger RNA, 2970 nt
Organism: Etheostoma spectabile (orangethroat darter)
Lineage: Eukaryota; Metazoa; Chordata; Actinopteri; Perciformes; Percidae
Product: transient receptor potential cation channel subfamily M member 7
Exons: 21
Coding region: 121-2721 (866 amino acids)
Biological process (GO): monoatomic cation homeostasis; calcium ion transport; monoatomic cation transmembrane transport
Cellular component (GO): plasma membrane
Molecular function (GO): calcium channel activity
Source: RefSeq, a predicted model, not a curated record
UAUGAAAACGCAACCGUUGGAGCAGGCAGCUUCAGCAGAAGCGGAUCUCUCCAACCUCCACCGCCGAUAGAUGGAUAAAAGCCACGCCACAGCUCUUCCUGAGUCUCAACGGUGAAGAGAAUGUCCCAGAAACCCUGGAUAGAAAGCACUUUCACCAAGCGGGAAUGUGUGUACAUACUUCCAGUGUCAAAGGACCCCCACAGAUGCCUUCCAGGAUGCCAGAUUUGCCAACAGCUAGUCCGAUGCUGCUGUGGACGGCUGGUGCGGCAGCAUGUUGGCUUUACAGCCAGCUUGGCCCCGAAGUACUCGGACGUGAGGCUGGGUGAAAACCCCAACCUGUCCAUGCCCGAGCUGGAGGAGUGGUCGGUGGAAAAACACACAGAGGCGAGUCCCACUGAUGCCUACGGUGUAAUCAAUUUCCAGGGAGGGUCUCACUCAUACAGAGCCAAGUAUGUUCGUUUGGCCCACGACUCGCCGCCAGAGAGCAUCCUGCGGCUGAUGCUGAAGGAGUGGCAUAUGGAGCUUCCUAAGAUCCUCAUCUCUGUCCACGGAGGAGUUCAGAACUUUGAGCUGCACCCACGCCUCAAGCAGGUGGUAGGCAAGGGCCUCAUCAAAGCUGCAGUCACUACCGGGGCCUGGAUACUCACCGGAGGGGUCAACACAGGUGUGGCUAAGCAUGUGGGAGACGCUCUCAAAGAACACUGUUCAAGAUCAUCAAAGAAAAUUUGCGCUAUUGGGAUCGCAUCCUGGGGAGUCAUUGAAAACAGGAACGAUCUCAUUGGCAGAGACAUUGUUGCUCCGUAUCAGACGCUGCUGAACCCUCUAAGCAAACUAAACGUUCUCAACAAUCUGCAUUCCCAUUUCCUCCUGGUGGAUGAUGGGACAGUAGGCAAGUACGGCGCUGAGGUCCAACUGCGGCGGGACCUGGAAAAGCACAUCAACCUCCAAAGAAUACACGCACGAAUUGGUCAGGGUGUUCCUGUUGUGGCCCUGAUAAUUCAAGGGGGUCCCAAUGUGAUCCUGACUGUGCUAGACUACCUUCAGAAGAGCCCUCCUGUCCCAGUGGUGGUGUGUGAGGGGACCGGCCGUGCUGCUGACAUACUGGCCUAUGUCCACAAGCAGACUGAAGAGGGAGGUAGUCUUCCUGAUGGAGUGGAGACUGACAUCAUCGCAACCAUCAAGAAAACCUUUAACUUCAGCCACAGUGAUGCCAUCCAUCUCUUUCAGACUCUGAUGGAGUGCAUGAAGAGCAAAGAAUUGAUCACUGUGUUUCACAUCAGCUCCGAGGAGCACCAGGACAUUGACGUAGCCAUUCUGAGGGCUUUACUCCAAGGUACAAAUGCAUCUGCCUUUGAUCAGUUGGUCCUGACACUGGCCUGGAACCGGGUAGACAUUGCCAAGAAUCAUGUGUUUGUGUACGGACAGCAGCUUCUGGUGAGCUCCUUGGAGCAAGCAAUGCUGGAUGCACUCGUGAUGGACAGGGUGGAUUUCGUCAAGUUGCUCAUAGAAAACGGUGUGAACAUGCACCGUUUCCUGACAAUCAGUCGGCUAGAGGAGCUCUACAACACGAAACAACCUCCCAACAACCCAACUCUUCUCCACCUGGUUAGAGAUGUUAAACAGAGUCAUCUGCCCCCAAGCUAUAAGAUCACUUUGAUUGAUGUGGGCCUGGUUAUUGAGUACCUGAUGGGCGGGACUUACAGGUGCAGCUACACCAAGAAACGCUUCCGAAAUAUUUACAAAAUUCUCCACGGCAACAAUAGAAGGUCGGGGCGCCAUGCAGCAGGUCCUGGUUCUCAUUUGAGGAAAAGUCACGAGUCUUUUAACAUGCAGGCUGACAAGCAGGAGAAAACGAGGCACAACCACUUCAUCAAAACUGCACAGCCAUACAAACCUAAGCUUGAGUCUUCCAUCGAGCAGAACAAAAAGAGAAGCAAAGAAGAGAUUGUGGACAUAGAUGACCCAGAGACAAGGCGGUUUCCCUACCCUUUUAAUGAGUUGUUGGUGUGGGCCGUGCUGAUGAAGAGGCAGAAAAUGUCACUCUUCUUCUGGCAGCAUGGCGAGGAGAACAUGGCAAAGGCACUGGUGGCCUGUAAGCUUUGCCGAUCCAUGGGCUACGAGGCCAAGAAGAGUGACGUGGUGGACAACACCUCAGAGAAGCUCAAGGAGUACUCAAUUGAGUUUGGGACGUUAGCAGUGGACCUGCUGGAGGAGUCGUUCAGGCAGGAUGAGACCAUGGCCAUGAAGCUGCUCACCAAUGAGCUGAAGAACUGGAGCAACUCCACAUGUUUGAAGUUGGCCGUCUCCUCCCACCUACGGCCCUUUGUUGCUCAUACCUGCACCCAGUUGCUGCUGUCAGACAUGUGGAUGGGAAGGCUGAACAUGCGCAAGAACUCCUGGUACAAGGUGAUUCUGAGUAUGUUGGUACCUCCUGCCAUCCUACUGUUGGAGUACAAAUCUAAGGCUGAGAUGGCUCAUAUCCCUCAGAGUCAGGACGACCACCAGAUGACCAUGGAGGACAGCGAACACAACUCCCAGAACAUAGCUGAAGACAUCCAAAUGAAGGUGUUCCAGGAGGCCAGAUCCCACGACCAUGUGGAGGCAAAGAAUGACAUGGAGACACAUAUUCCUGCCAGGAAGCUUCCCUUAACCAAGAAAAUUUAUGCUUUCUACCAUGCUCCCAUUGUCAAGUUCUGGUCCAACACGCUAACCGCCAGCUGAGCUCAGAGAGCUCAGAGGCCUCUGUCAAAAUGGCAGACUAUUUACCCCUAACUCAAAGUGCCAUGAUGAGGUUUAACCCCAUUAGAGGGCCUCAACUGACCUUGUCUCAAAAUAUUUCAGAGAGUAGAAGCCCCUCUCGGGAACUGUCUGAAUUUAAAAAGCUCUUUGUCAACACAGGCCAGUCAUCUACAUUCAACAUAUCUUAUAGACAGUUUGUCUACAUUGUACACAUUUAUGACAUAGAUAGUU